GGCGGCCGCGGCGGGCCGGUGGCGGUGGGGGUUGUUGUGGCGCUUUGCGGGCGACGCCGGGGCGAUGAACGGCUUGGCGAACCCGCUGCUGGACAAAGAAGAGCAUCCGCUGCAGCUGGGCGAGAGCUUCGAGCGGCACCCCAAGGCCUCCUUCCACACCAUCCGCUAUGAUUUUAAGCCAGCAUCGAUAGACACAUCCUGUGAGGGGGAGCUGCAAGUUGGUAAAGGUGAUGAAGUUACAAUUACAUUACCCCAUAUUCCAGGUUCUACUCCUCCAAUGACUGUGUUCAAAGGAAAUAAAAGACCAUACCAAAAGGACUGUGUACUGAUCAUCAAUCAUGAUACUGGAGAAUAUGUGCUUGAAAAACUGAGCAGCAGCAUUCAAGUCAAAAAGACAAGAGCUGAAGGCAGUAGCAAAAUCCAGGCCCGCAUAGAACAGCAAUCUGCCCGAGGUUCACAGCCUUCCACCCAGUUCAGAACUCCUCCAAAGCCAGUAGCUGGUCCCAAAACUUCCCCGUUGAAAGACAACCCUUCACCAGAGCCUCAGCUGGAUGACAUUAAAAGAGAGCUAAGAGCUGAAGUCGAAAUUAUUGGGCAGAUGAGCAGCAGCAGCGGCAGCAGCUCGUCAGAUUCGGAGAGCUCCUCUGGGAGUGAUGAUGAAACCUCCAGCAGUGACGGCAAUGAGGCUGCGCACCCUUCCCCUUCUCAGCAGUACAAUAACAAAAGCACUGUUGUCAACGGCACCAGCAGGCCACAAGGAAGCAGUCAGUCCUUGAACACCCUCAGAAAUGAUUUGCAGUUGAGUGAAUCUGGAAGUGACAGUGAUGACUAGAUCAAGGUUUCCCCAUUGGUUUCCUGCUACAUAUGUGUCAAGAUGCAAGUAUUCCUAAGCAGCAAGAGUAAUACUGAUGAAGAAUCUGCCUUGGGACUCAGCUGUAUGAAAGCAGCUUCAACUAACAUGUCACCUUUUGAGAAUGUUCCAAGACAAUGGCUAAUACUCGAUUUACCAUUUGUAUAAAUUGUGUAUAUUGUGUAUAUUCUUUUAAAGUUUUAAAUAGAUACGAAUAUACUACUCUGAUACAGCAA
Heteronotia binoei (common prickly gecko) is the source of this 1086-nucleotide messenger RNA. It is a transcript of the gene EAF1, whose product is annotated as ELL associated factor 1. Gene Ontology annotation, biological process: regulation of transcription elongation by RNA polymerase II; positive regulation of DNA-templated transcription. The transcript is spliced from 6 exons. Gene Ontology annotation, cellular component: super elongation complex. The record is from RefSeq and is a predicted model, not a curated record. NCBI's taxonomy places the organism in Eukaryota, Metazoa, Chordata, Lepidosauria, Squamata, Gekkonidae. Gene Ontology annotation, molecular function: transcription elongation factor activity. Bases 65 to 832 code for a protein of 255 amino acids.